This is a messenger RNA of Heterostelium album PN500, 1344 nucleotides long. Its product is annotated as RNA-binding region RNP-1 domain-containing protein. Bases 1 to 1344 code for a protein of 447 amino acids. Gene Ontology annotation, molecular function: RNA binding. The transcript is spliced from 4 exons. The record is from RefSeq and is a predicted model, not a curated record. NCBI's taxonomy places the organism in Eukaryota, Evosea, Eumycetozoa, Acytosteliales, Acytosteliaceae. Gene Ontology annotation, cellular component: ribonucleoprotein complex.
AUGGAAAGUUCAAAAUCACCUUCGUACUCACCGAAAUCACCGAUUUCAUCACCUGGUAAAAUCGAUAAUGACUACAACGAUGACAGUCACCAUAGCGACAGUGACAAUAGAAAAGACAGAAACAGAGAUAGCAGCAGCAAUGACAAUGACAUUGACAAUGAACACAUCGAUGGAGAUGACUAUGAAUCCAGACAAAUAUUAGAAACUCAUUCAAGCUUGAACGAUGAAUCUAAUGGAAAUAAUAAUAAUAAUAAUAAUAAUAACAAUAGCAGCAGCAAUAACAAUACACUUUCAUCAUCUUCUUCAUCUACAAACAACGAGUCUAUUUUGUCAACUUCAACAACUACAACCUUAUCACAACAAUCCAACAAUAACAACAAUAACAAUAUCAACAAUGGUGGAUCUGAACAAGGUAAUCUGUUUGUCAAUUUCUUGCCUAGUACUGUCACAACCGAAGAUUUGAGAUCGAUGUUCUCUGCUUUCGGUGCCAUUGAAUCGUGUCGUGUAAUGAUCGAUUUGGUCACUGGACAAAGUAGAGGUUUCGGUUUCGUCAAAUUUAAAGAUAAUAAUAAUGCAAAUAAUGCAAUCAAAGCAAUGAAUGGAGCUAAAAUCGAAAAGAAAACACUGUUGGUUCGUCAUGCCAAUGUGGAGAACAGCGUCACCACUGGUGGUGUGGCACCGCAUGUUGAUGAUGCCAAGGCAACCAACAAUCUAUAUAUUAAGGGACUACCAUUGAGUUUUACACAGGAGCAGUUGAAUGAAUUCUUCUCGGCGUACGGUACCAUCCUCGAGUCGAAGCUGCUCUUGGACAUCACCACGAACACCAGUCGAGGACAGGCACUCGUUCGUUUCGCAGAGAUCUCAUCGGCCACCAAAUCCAUCAAGGCACUGACCAACUAUAAAUUCCCGGGUGCCGACAAGGUCGUCAUUGUCAGAUACGCCGACAACGAAGAAGAAAAAGUACACAAACGAAUGAAGACACAACACAAAACCAGAUCCAAUCUCAGAUUUUCACCAUACCCAUCGCCAACUACAACUCCUCUAUAUCCUGCACCAACUGCAUUCUAUCAAAUGUCACCUGUUAUCGGUGGACUUGGAAUGGAUCCAACCAAUCUUUAUAUAUAUAAUCUGCCGGCAGAUGCCGAUGAUGCUUUGCUAUACAGACUUUUCAGCCCAUCGGGUGCAAUUGCCAGUGUCAAAGUUGUGAAAGAUCCAAUUACACAAGCAUGUAAAGGAUUUGGAUUUGUAAGAAUGGUUAAUUUACAAGAUGCUAUAAAUGCAAUCAAUUCAGUGAAUGGUGUAACAGUCGAAGGAAAAGUAUUACAAGUCUCCUUCAAAAAGUAG